UCUGCUUGCUCUGGUUUCAUUUUGUUCUUUUUCUAGUUUCUUGAAGUGGGCACUUAGAUUAUUGAUUGGAGAUCUUUUCUCAUUCCUAAUGUAAGCAUUUUAGUGCUCUGAAUUUUCCUCUAAGUAUUACUUUAGCAGCAUCCUACGUAUUUUUAUGUGCUGUCUUCAUUUUCUAUGUGUUUUAAAAAAUUUUUCUUUGAGACUUCUUCUUUGGUCCAUGGAUUAUUUAGAAGUGUGUUUUAUUUUCAUGUGUUUAGAGAUUUUUCUGUUGUCUUUCUGUUACUGGUUUUUAGUCUGUGUGAUUUCAAAUUUUAAAAUUGUUGAUGUUUGUUUUAUGACCCAGGAUAUGGUCUGUCUUAGAAAAUGUUCCAUGAGCACUUGGAAAAAAUACAUGUUCUGCUGUUGUUGGUUCUGUAUUCUAUGUAUAUCAUUUAAACCCUAUUGGUUGAUUGUUAUUAAUAUAGUUAUUUCCGCUUUUCUUCUUUUUCCAAUUGUUGCAACUUUUCCAUCAUUUUACUUUCCACUUACCUAUGUUGUUGAGUUUGAAGUUUAUUGUAAGCAGCAUAUUGUUGGGUCAUGUUUUUUAAAUCCAUUCUGUCAGUGUGUCUUUUGAUUGGUUUAUUUAGACCAUUUGCAUUUAGAGUAUUAUUGAUAUGUUCGCUCUUAAGCCUGCCAUUUUAUUAUUUGUUUUCUGUUUAUUUCCUCUAGUUUUCCUUCUCUUGCCUUCAUGCAAGUUACUUGAACAUAUUUUAGGAUUCUGUCUUGAGUUACAGAGUUUUUGAGUCUGUCUCUUGGUAGAGUUUUUGUAGUGGUUGUUCUGGGUAUUACAAUAUGCAUAUGUGGCUUAUAACAGCCCACUGUAUCAGCAUUUUACCACUUUGACAGAAGGGUGGACAUCUCACUUCCAUUUAGGUCUCUUUAUCUGUUAAGUUUUAAGUAUAAUUGUUUUGAGUAUUAGAUGAUGUUACAAUUUUUGUUUCAGUUGUCAAAUAUAAUUUAUAAAACUAAUGAUGAAAAAAAUAGUCUGUUGUAUGUACCUAUAUUUCUGUUGUUCCUUCUUUCCUGAUUUUCCAGGAUUUUCUUUUAUUGUUUCCUUUCUGUUUGGAAAAUUUCCUUUUACUAGUCAUCAAGGGUAGGUCUGCAGGCAUCGUGUUUAUUUAGUUUUUCUUCUUUUCACAGUGUUUUUAUUUCUUCUUUAUUUCUGAAGGAUAGUUUAAAUGGGUAUAGAAUUCUUAGUUGGCACUUACAUUUCUUCAGUAUUUGAAAAAUACUGUGCCACUUCUUUUGGCCUCAGUGUCUCCAGAUUGGAAUUCUACUGUCAUUCAAAUUAGUGUUCUCCUGUAAGCAAUGCUUCAUCUCUGUCUGGCCACUUUCAAGACCUUUUCUUUGUCUUUAGUUGCUUUUUUACUUUGAUUAUUAUUUUUUAUUGUUGUCUUUAGGUUUUUAAAGUUUAACUAUCAUGUAUCUUUUUGUAGAGUUGUUUGGGUUUGUCCUGUUUGAGGUUCACUCGGCUUUUUGGAUCUGUAAGUUUGUUUUAUUUGCUAAAUUUGGGAAGUUUUUAGCCUUCAUUUCAUCAAAUACAUUUUUUAGCCCCACUCUUUUUCCUGGAUCUUUUGUUAUUGCCCCACAGGUACCUAAGACUUAGUAUUUUUUUCAGUCUGCAUUUUCUUUGUUGUUCAGAUUGAGUCAGUUCUAUUUUUCUGUCCUCAAAUUCAUUGGUUCUUUGUCAUCUCCAAUCUUUAUUGAGCCCAUUUAGCAAAUUUAUAAAAUUUUAUUUCUGAUAUUGUAUUUUUUAGUCUUAUAAGUUCCUUUUGCUUCUUUUUUAUAGCUGCUGUUUCUUUGCUGAGGUUUUCUGUUUUUGGAUUCAGGAGAAUUUGUAAUUGAUUGUUGGAACAUUUUCGUGAUAACCAGAAAAAUCAUUGCUGUCGAAUCUGUUCCAACUCAUAGCGACCCUUGAUAGCUGCUUUAAAAUCCUUGUCAAAUAAUUGCAACAUCUUCAUCUCUCUGUUUACCUUAGUUAAUUGUCUUUUCUCAUUCAUGUUGUGAUUUUCUUGGACGAUUUUCUGUUGUAUUGUGGAUAUUUUAUUAUGUUAGCAGACUUUGAGUCCUACUUAAAUCUUUUAUUUUAGCAGGCAGUCACUCUGUUUUGGUUUAGCAGUGAAUCUUGGCCCGUUUUGUGGGCUGAUUCCAAUGGUGGUUUGAUUUUCAGAGCCUUUGCAGUGUUAUUUUCAUCUCCUUGAUUUAUCUGAUGUUAAUGAUGCUGCUGGGUUUCCCCAGGCUGGGCUUUCAGGUGUCCUGGAACCCCUACUGGUUUCCCACUCCCAAAGCCCCAGCCAGCUAGCCUGAGGAUUAGAGUCUUGGCUUUUGGGAAUUAAGAGUUUCCAAAUUGAGCUGUUUGCUGUGGCCAAGUUCCUCUUAGGAAGUCUGCCCACUUGCUUUGGUAUCUCUUGAUGGAAAAGGAAAGUCUCAAGCAAGAGAGUAAGGAGAGUGUUUCCCCUGGCCCUUAUUGUUGGUGGGGCUUCCAGUUGAUUCCCCUUGUUUGAUGCUGCCAGAGAGACUCCUAUUUGACCCCUGAAAGGAAUAUGUUUUUCUGGGCUUCUGUUGCUAGGUUGGUGGUCAGGAGAUGCCAGGCCUGAGUGGCCUUCUUCUGAUGGGUGUGGAAACGUAAACGCUCUGAUGCUGGGUGGUUUCUCCAGUAUGGGGUCCUAAACCAGUUCGCCUUCUUAUAAAAUAAAUAUUUAAAAUGGAUGUUCUGUGUGUGACUAGUUAAGCACCUUUCAGAGUUCUCCUUUGGUUGUUUGUUGUGUUAUUUCCAUGGUUUAUAGUUAACGCUUAGUGAGGAGGAGCAGGGAAAUACAGAUCAGCACCAUUUGACUGGACUGGAAGUUCAAGUUCCUUACCUUUUUGACUUGAAUAUUCUCCAUUCACUGGGUUAUUUUAGCUUUGAAAAUAAUGGUAUAUGGGAAGGUGCUUUGUGAAUUUUUAAGCAUUAUAUAAAUGUUUGCUUCAUAAAGCACUAAAACAGACGCCUGUUAGGGAGGUCAGCCAUACCCAGUUUACGAGGGUGCUAGGGAAUAGAUGCAUACUAUUUUCCUAUGCCUCUAUGUUAUGCAGACAUAAACAGGAUUUUAUUAUUUAGUUAAUUAAAAUGAAUAUGAAUUCUGGGUGUAUCUUCAAGGAUGUGUUUCAUCAAUUAUUUGUAUUUAAAAUGUUUAAUUAUCCCAAUAAUCCAUAAUAGUAUUUCGAUAGUCAUCAAACAUUUUUCAGAACAAUACUGAAAAUCUUAUGCAACCAAUUUAGUCUGUUUCAUUUAAUUCAUAGAUUGAGAAGGAAAAGCAAGAAAGUGUCCCGCUUUUGUUGUUGUUAGUUGCCACUGAGUCAGCUCUGACUCCUGGCAACCCCAUGUACAACAGAAGGAAAUGUUGCCUGGUCCUGUGCCAUUUUCAUGACCGAUUGAGGGAGGAACCUGCAGCCUGGAAAUUCAGCCCAGUGAUCUGGCGGCAUGGGCAUUUGCCUGAUACACUUCACGGAGGAAUUGGAUGACCUAAGUGAUUAAGGUGGUUUUGAGGGUUUCUGAAGCCUGGGAAAGGUGGAAACUCAACCAUGAUUUCGUUUUCAACUCUACAGCAUUUCCUUCCUUGAAGUCUUCAUUGUUACCUUAGUCUCAGGCAGUUACACUUAAGCAUGAACAUUGACGACAAACUGGAAGGAUUGUUUCUUAAAUGUGGCGGCAUAGACGAAAUGCAGUCUUCCAGGGCAAUGGUUGUAAUGGGUGGAGUGUCUGGCCAGUCCACCGUGUCUGGGGAGCUGCAGGAGUCAGUGCUUCAAGAUCGGAGUAUACCGCACCAGGAGAUCCUUGCUGCAGAUGAAGUGUUACAAGAAAGUGAAAUGAGACAACAGGAUAUGAUAUCACACGAUGAACUCAUGGUCCAUGAGGAGACAGUGAAAAAUGAUGAAGAGCAGAUGGAGACGCACGAAAGGCUUCCUCAAGGACUACAGUAUGCACUUAAUGUCCCUAUAAGUGUAAAGCAGGAAAUUACUUUUACUGAUGUAUCUGAGCAACUGAUGAGAGACAAAAAACAAAUCAGAGAACCAGUAGACUUACAGAAAAAGAAGAAGAGGAAACAGCGUUCUCCUGCAAAAAUCCUUACAAUAAAUGAGGAUGGAUCACUUGGUUUGAAAACCCCUAAAUCUCAUGUUUGUGAGCACUGCAAUGCUGCCUUUAGAACGAACUAUCACUUACAGAGACAUGUCUUCAUUCAUACAGGCGAAAAACCAUUUCAAUGUAGUCAAUGUGACAUGCGUUUCAUACAGAAGUACCUGCUACAGAGACAUGAGAAGAUUCAUACUGGUGAAAAACCAUUUCGCUGUGAUGAGUGUGGUAUGAGAUUCAUACAAAAAUAUCAUAUGGAAAGGCAUAAGAGAACCCAUAGUGGAGAAAAACCUUACCAGUGUGAAUACUGUUUACAGUAUUUUUCCAGAACAGAUCGUGUAUUGAAACAUAAACGUAUGUGCCAUGAAAAUCAUGACAAGAAACUAAACAGGUGUGCCAUUAAAGGUGGCCUUCUGACCUCUGAGGAAGAUUCUGGCUUUUCUACGUCACCAAAAGAUAACUCACUGCCAAAAAAGAAAAGGCAGAAAACUGAGAAAAAGUCAUCUGGGAUGGACAAGGAAAGUGGUAUGGACAAAUCUGACCUGAAGAAAGACAAAAAUGAUUACUUGCCUCUUUAUUCUCCAAGCACUAAAGUGAAGGAUGAGUAUAUGGUAGCGGAAUACGCCGUUGAAAUGCCGCAUUCUUCGGUUGGGGGCUCGCAUUUAGAAGAUGCAUCCGGAGAAAUACACCCACCUAAGUUGGUCCUCAAAAAAAUUAAUAGUAAGAGAAGUCUGAAACAGCCACUGGAGCAAAAUCAAACAAUUUCACCUUUAUCCACAUACGAAGAGAGCAAAGUUUCAAAGUAUGCUUUCGAACUUGUGGAUAAACAAGGUUUACUGGACUCAGAAGGCAACGCCGACAUUGAUCAAGUUGAUAAUUUACAAGAGGGGCCCAGUAAACCUGUGCAUAGCAGUACGAAUUACGAUGACGCCAUGCAGUUUCUGAAAAAGAAGCGGUACCUUCAGGCAGCGAGUAACAACAGCAGGGAGUACGCGCUGAAUGUGGGCACCAUAGCUUCUCAGCCUUCCGUAACACAAGCAGCUGUGGCAAGCGUCAUUGAUGAAAGCACUACCGCGUCCAUAUUGGACUCCCAGGCCCUGAAUGUGGAGAUUAAGAGUAACCAUGACAAAAAUGUUAUCCCUGACGAGGUACUGCAGACUCUGUUGGAUCAUUACUCCCAUAAAGCUAAUGGGCAGCAUGAGAUAUCAUUCAGUGUGGCUGACACUGAGGUGACGUCUAGCAUAUCAAUCAAUUCUUCGGAAGUACCUGAGGUCACCCAGUCAGAGAAUGUGGGAUCAAGCUCCCAAGCAUCCUCGUCGGAUAAAGCCAACAUGUUGCAGGAAUACUCCAAGUUUCUGCAGCAGGCUUUGGACAGAACUAGCCAAAACGAUGCCUAUUUGAAUAGCCCGAGCCUUAACUUUGUGACUGAUAACCAGACCCUUCCAAAUCAGCCAGCAUUCUCUUCCAUAGACAAGCAAGUCUAUGCCGCCAUGCCCAUCAAUAGCUUUCGAUCAGGAAUGAAUUCUCCACUAAGAACGACUCCAGAUAAGUCCCACUUUGGACUAAUAGUUGGUGAUUCACAGCACUCAUUUCCCUUUUCAGGUGAUGAGACAAACCAUGCUUCUGCCACAGCAACACAGGACUUUUUGGAUCAAGUGACUUCUCAGAAGAAAGCCGAGGCUCAGCCUGUCCACCAAGCUUACCAAAUGAGCUCUUUCGAACAGCCCUUCCGUGCUCCGUAUCACGGAUCAAGAGCUGGGAUAGCUACUCAGUUUAGCACUGCCAACGGACAGGUGAACCUUCGGGGACCAGGGACAAGUGCUGAAUUUCCAGAGUUUCCCUUGGUGAAUGUAAAUGAUAACAGAGCUGGGAUGACAUCUUCACCGGAUGCCACGACUGGCCAGACUUUUGGCUAAAAAACAAAACAAAACAAAAAUGUAAAUAAUACUGGCACUUUAGAACAGAUUAAUCAAGAGUGGGGUUACUCUGUGUAAGAUGGAGUGCUGUACAGAUUCAAGAGCAAUGCAUUAUAACAAGUUAAGCUGAUAUGAAUAGCAAGAUAAUCCAAUAACUGCAUUUUGUUUGGUUAGUCAGCAUUCUUUGAACUGCCUUACAUGUUGUCACCUUUAUAGAAGCAAUGCAUUACUUGUUCUAGAUCAGAAACUUGCUAUUCUACCUACACCAAGUUAAAAAGGAAAAAAAAAAAAAAAAAGACUUCCGCACAAUUGUUUCCUAGCUGAUUUCAUUGUACAUUCUUCGGAGAUUAGUGAUUGUGUGAGAUUUACUCUGAUACUGUUUCUGAGUCUUUCAGCGUAGUCAUUGCACUUCAGCAGGGAAUCCCAGUAUACUUUACAGCCAGAGUGAACUUCAGAGUUUAAAUGUCAAGAGAUGAUGGCUUAAAUAAAUUAGCGCGUCCUCUAGGGGGAAAAAGACACCACCUUUUAAAAAGAAUGGUAUGCCAUAUACCCUUGAUUUUCAUUUUGCAUUAUAUUGACAUGUGUUUUUUUUUUUUUUUUUGAAGAAAAAAAAGUAAUAAAACCUGAUAGUCGAAGACUCCACUAUUUAAAAGCCUAAUUACUUUUAAAAUAUGCAUACUUGCAAAACUUUUACCAAAAUACCCAACUGUUGAAGCAUUCACUUCUCUGUGGAAGUGUGCAUAUCGGUGUCAGUUUGUUUGUACAGUUGUACCUAGAUAUUUUUUAUGAUUUUUUCAUGUGCAGGUAUCAAGGUUUUGAAGUUUUAGUAAAAAAAAAAAAAAAAAAAAAA
Loxodonta africana (African savanna elephant) is the source of this 6919-nucleotide messenger RNA. RefSeq names its product zinc finger protein 148 (gene ZNF148). Bases 3685 to 6069 code for a protein of 794 amino acids. Gene Ontology annotation, molecular function: DNA-binding transcription factor activity, RNA polymerase II-specific; RNA polymerase II cis-regulatory region sequence-specific DNA binding. The transcript has 9 exons. Gene Ontology annotation, biological process: regulation of transcription by RNA polymerase II. The record is from RefSeq and is a predicted model, not a curated record. NCBI's taxonomy places the organism in Eukaryota, Metazoa, Chordata, Mammalia, Proboscidea, Elephantidae.